Molecule: messenger RNA, 585 nt
Organism: Patiria miniata (bat star)
Lineage: Eukaryota; Metazoa; Echinodermata; Asteroidea; Valvatida; Asterinidae
Product: beta-alanine transporter-like
Exons: 1
Coding region: 1-585 (194 amino acids)
Biological process (GO): transmembrane transport
Cellular component (GO): membrane
Molecular function (GO): transmembrane transporter activity
Source: RefSeq, a predicted model, not a curated record
AUGCACUACGAGGACAUUUUGAAUCAAAUCGGGCCUUUUGGCAAGUACCAGAAACUGCUGGUGUUUGCCUUGUUUUUGGUUAUUAUUCCACCUCCCUUUCACUUCAUAGGGCAGGUGUUCCUGGCUGCUAACACCGAUCACUGGUGUGCAGUACCAGCCAGCCAGAUGAUCAACUGCAGCCAACUCCAGCUGGCUGAGUGUCAAGAAGAGCAGAAGAGCUACAGUAUUCCCUAUGAGAUUGAUGAUGAUGGAAACAAAGUCUACUCCUCGUGUGCGCGGUAUGUCACGAACGAUGAAGACGUUGGUAGAAACAUGAGUUUGAAUUCAACGGACGUCAUCUCCUGCGAUGCUGGCUGGGAAUUUGAUCACUCACACUACAAGUCCACCAUCAAUGAAGAUUUCAGCUUGGUCUGUGACAGACAGGAUCUACCUGCCUAUGCCCAGUCAGUUUGGUUUGCAGGAUUGCUGGUUGGUUCCUUGGUUUGGGGUUCUAUGGGUGACUGGAUUGGUAGGAGAAAGACCUUCAUUUUAACUGUCAUUCUUGUCACAAUUUCAUCUAUUGUUACAUCUUUUGUGCCCAACUGA